This is a messenger RNA of Penicillium antarcticum, 297 nucleotides long. RefSeq lists its product as uncharacterized. Bases 1 to 297 code for a protein of 98 amino acids. The transcript has a single exon. The record is from RefSeq and is a predicted model, not a curated record. Lineage: Eukaryota; Fungi; Ascomycota; Eurotiomycetes; Eurotiales; Aspergillaceae.
AUGGCGACCUCCUACCAGAACUCCGACCAGACCUCCGAUCAGACCUCUCAGGCUCCACAAACACCUGGGCACCAGGCCUCCCGUGAUCAACAUGUCGCAGCGCGUACACUACGAGCUCAGGGCUAUACCUAUUCCCAAAUUUCACUAGAAUUAGGUAUUACACAGCGCCAGGUCCAAAAAGCCUGUACGGAUAAGAGGCCUACACCACGUAAGGCCCCUGGCCGCGCUCGGAAGUUAUCGGAAGAACAGCUAGAUGAGAUAAUAGAUUUUAUCACAUCUUCGAAGGAGACACGAUGA